UUCGGAUUCAUUCAUUUCUCAAAUAGCAUCGUCGAGAGUACAUCAUGUCUGAGCGCACUCCCUUGUUCGUGGUCUCGGAAGACAACUCCAACUCCCGCGCUAAGAAGGCGGCGCUCUUCGCUAUCGGAAUCGUCGGCGCCUUGGGAACGGUCGGGUACUUCCACCACGCUGCGACGAAUCCCAUCGCUCCCUUGUCUGUCGUCUCCUUCGACGUCGAAGAACCUGAAGUGCCCAUCUCGUCCACCACCCCUGGCAACUGCAGGCGCACGUCGGACUGCACCAAGUACGGCGCCGAGUACUCGUGCGUUGCCGUGGAAUCGUCCAUUGCCGGAUUGACGUUGCUGUCUCAAUGCGUCCGCGGCGCCGUGUGCACGGGUAACGUGAACGGUUUGUGCCCUUCGUUCAACAGCUGGACAACCAAGUUUCGCCAAAUCCAACCCGUGUGCGCGUUCGCCGAAGUGAAGAACUGCGACAACGCGUUGAACGCUGACGGCACGUCCGUGAACGAAGCGAACGCAAACAAGACCGUCACGUGCUUUGCCGCCACGUUCUCCAACAAGGACGGGGAUGAGAAGGAAGUCAACGGCAUCUAUAAGUGCGUCGACGCCAAGCUGUACGCAGAGAAGAAGUUGGGGUUCCUCGACUUGACGACCCCGCAGCUGUUGUCGUGCGCCGGCAACUCGAGCGCGUUCGUGAGCUCGACCGGUAUCAAGCGCGUGGCGCCGCUCUGCAACGGCCGCGGAACAUGCGCGCCCACUACGCAGUUCAACUCGACGUACGCGUGCAAGUGCAACGGCGGGUACUCUGCCGAUGACAACUGCUACGAACCCGUGGGCAACGUAUGCGACGGAUUCGGCCAAUGCGGCGCGUUGGGCAGCUGCGACCCCAAGAACGGCGCGUGUGUGUGCAAGGUAGGGGCCAAGGGCGACCAAUGCUCCAAGUGCGACGUCGCGGCCCCCGCGGAGAACGUGUGCAGCGGCCAGGGCGUGUGCGGCGUAGACGCGUCCUGCCAGUGCGCUGAUGGCUUCGAAGGCCUCCACUGCGAAACCCGCAGCAAGUCGAACGGCACUGCGAUCGCCGACUCGGACGACGCCCCCAAGGUGUCCAGCGCGACUUCGUUUUCUCUGUCGACCCUUGCCGCCGUCGCCUUGUUGGCCACGUCCUUCUUGCUCUAAACGUAAUUAAAAGACCUUUGAAUUUUGAUCUGCUUUGAG
This is a messenger RNA of Aphanomyces astaci, 1214 nucleotides long. RefSeq lists its product as hypothetical. The transcript has a single exon. Lineage: Eukaryota; Oomycota; Saprolegniomycetes; Saprolegniales; Verrucalvaceae. The record is from RefSeq and is a predicted model, not a curated record. The coding region runs from base 45 to 1175 and encodes 376 amino acids.